UUUCCCCAAAAACCCCUCUUACUCUCGAACCCCCCCCAAAUCCAGAGACGAACCGCUGCUCUAAAGGUACUACAUUUUAUUCUUACUGUGCUCCGUCUUCCCCCCCAUCAUCCAAUAUCCAUUCCCGAUUCAAACUUUCUUUGACCUCCAUUUUAACUCUUUCUUACUCUAGGGUUUCCAUCUUCAUCAUCUGUUUCGUCGAUUUCAUUUUCGUUUUAGGGUUUUGAGUAAAGCGGGAGGAGUUGUAGAACCGAAUCGUACCGACAUGGAGACUUCGGCUGCGGCUGGUGUCGCCGCCGCCGCCGCCGCUGCACGCGGUGUUGCUCUUCCUGUAUCAUCGUCUCAGGCUGCUCGCAAAGAGUGGCGUGCUGUCUCCGAGCAAUCGGUUCGGAAUUCCAGUAGUGAGGAAACGGAACGGUCCGGAUUAGGUCAAUCGGAUGAGAGACUGAUAUAUGAGCAAGGGAGAGAGCCGGUUGAUGUGGACUUCUGUUCAAUCACUAUUGAUGGAAGUUCAAACAAUGAUAUUCUGCAACAGAGACUACUUAGCGUGGUAAAACAAAAGGAAGAGUUGCAUCAAAUGGAGGUUGAACUACGAGCUCAGCUCAUUGCAAGAUCAGAGAUUAUGGAAAUCCGGAAUAGUUUUGAUGCUCAGAUAAAAGAACAUGCCACUGCCAAUGUUAAGCUUCAGGACCAAAUACAUGAAAGGGACCAGAGGAAUUAUGAGUUGGAGAGGAGGAUGGAAGAGAAAGAAAGGGAACUCAAUGCAAUUAGACUGGACCAUGAAGCGGCAUGGGCAAAAGAGGAUCUCCUUAGAGAACAGAGUAAAGAACUACAAACUUACAGGAGAGAGAGGGACAACUCUGAAGCAGAAAGAGCUCAGCAUAUGAAACAAAUUCACGACCUCCAAGAGCAUAUUCAAGAAAAGGAGCGUCAGUUCAUUGAACUGCAGGAACAGAAUAGGAUAGCUCAGGAAACAAUCCUGUUCAAAGAUGAACAAAUAAGGGAGGCCCAGGCUUGGAUGACUCGUGUUCAGGAAUUCGAUGCUGUGCAGCAAGGUGAAUUACGGGAGCGCACAGAACAAUAUAACCAGCUUUGGCUUGCCUACCAACGACAGUUUGGUGAGAUGGAGCGCUUGCAUAUGCACAUGCAACAGCUCCAACUUGAAUUGGCUGAGGCAAGGGGUGGAACUUACUCUGAUGGUUCACAAGUAUCCAAUCUGAAUUCUAAAGAUGCUAGUCAUCUUGGGCAGAGCAAUGGAAGCCAACUUAAUGCUAGUGGAAGCAGUACACCUGGUGAAAGUUCUAUAGGCCUACAAAAUGGAACUGUUGAAAAUAUUCCAUCUUUUGCUUCAACUGGGAAUGUGUCGACUCAGUCGGAUCAUGUACAUGGUAUGCCAGUUGCUCCUUCAUCCUUGCUUGGGAUGACAACCUACCUUCCACCUGGACAAAUUGCCGCUCUGCAUCCAUAUGUAAUGCAUCAACAGGGAAUUCCUCCUCCUUUACCAUCACAUGUUCCUCAAUCUCAUGUCGGGCAUUUUCACUCAGUACCAGCAGUAUCGUCUCUUCAGCAUUGGCCAAACCAACAGGCUGCACCAGAGGGUUCACAGAUCUCUAGUCACAAUCAGUACUCUUUGCAACCCCAGUCAACCUUGCCAAGAUCAGAUUCUCAGUAUGAUCAUGAAGCAACUGUCAAUGGACAAACUCUUCUCAAUGUGAACCAAGGAAUUGAAACUCAGGAUCCAGUGGUUCCAGCUUCAAGUGAAGACGGACAGGAACUUCAAGCUAUGGAUAAAAAUUACCUCUCGGGUGUACAGACACAUCAGACUUUGCAUCAGAUUUCUUCGCAAUUCAAUGGUGCUUUAAGAUUGGAUUCUCAUGAACAUAACAAUGAGACAGAGGUGAACACUGUCAACUCUUCAGCUAAUUACAUGCUGGAGUCUCAAGGGUUAAGAAUGGGAGAGUUUAGUUCGAAUGCUGAUAAAUCGUCUGCCGAAGUUCCAAAUAAUGUGCAUAAUUCAACUGAGUCGGUGACAGAUACCGUGUCAGGCGUUGUUUUGACAGAAACAUAUGUUGCUGGAGGACAGAAGAAUGCAUACGCAGUUGGUAAAUCAGCAGAGGUUAAUCUCCUGGACGAAAAGGCAUUACUGGCUUGCAUAGUCCGUACAAUUCCUCCUGGUUCUGGUGGUAGAAUCAGGAUUAGUUCUACGCUUCCUAAUAGACUUGGUAAAAUGCUUGCCCCCUUGCACUGGCAUGACUACAAAAAGAAGUAUGGAAAACUUGAUGAAUUUGUGGCAAACCAUCCUGAAUUAUUUGUAAUUGAUGGAGACUUCAUUCAACUUCGAGGAGGUGCUCAAGAAAUUAUAGCAGCCACAGCUGCAGCUGCUAAAGUGGCUGCUGCAGCUGCAGCGCCUUCGUCAUUCUCCUCUCUUUUGCCUCCUAUUGCAGUCACCCCUAUGCCACAAAAUCACCGUUUGAAGAGGUUACCAUCAGUUGAACCAACAUCUGAGAAGGCAGUUUUCAAAGACUAUGCUGUCGUCAGACCUGCAAAUUCUAGUGACAACCUUCAAAGUCAGAUUUCUAAUGGUGCCUCUUUCAACAUUACUGGGGGCAUCUCAAAUGUAAAAAUUUUGACAAAGCCGAGAGACCAGAUGGAGCUAAAUGCAUCUGAAUCUAGGGCUGCCUCAUCCGUACAAUUGAGCCUCGGAAAUGGAGCUACUGCUGACAAAAAUGACAUGGGUAGUUCACAAAACAAGGUUUCAUCUCAUGGGAGACCUGGUACAAAUUUAGUGGGUAGACAGGGCAGGAAUGCUGGGAUUUCAUCAGGCUCUAGAAGAUAGGCAGAUAUUGGAUGCAGACGAGUAUGGCAGGACAUAAUAUUGGAUGCUGAUUGGUGUGGAAGGACAGAUUUUGGAUGCUGAUAGGUAGGUGUGGCAGGACAGAUAUUGGAUGCUGAUGGAUAUGGCUGAUCAUUUACAUUUGAAAUUAUCCAGAGGGAUAAAUUAUAUUUAAUUCAAAUUGGAAUGUACUGUAAUGUUCCCUUUCUCAUAUCAAGUGGAAACAAUUGUUCAUCUAAGUAUGGCAUCCUCCAUUUUGCUGGGAA
Molecule: messenger RNA, 3099 nt
Organism: Solanum dulcamara
Lineage: Eukaryota; Viridiplantae; Streptophyta; Magnoliopsida; Solanales; Solanaceae
Exons: 16
Coding region: 266-2836 (856 amino acids)
Source: RefSeq, a predicted model, not a curated record